UGCAGAUACAACAGUCUAAAUAUGUUAGUACAUAAUCAGAAAGCCAUAUAAUAGGGAACCACAUUAAGAAAAUUAACAAUAUAAACGAUGACAAAUUUUAUAAAGGAAAAAGUGCCACGGUAUAUGCAAUAUGUUACAGUUUUCUCUGCCAGUUUAGCAUCUUUUUGUGCCUUAAUGGUAGGUACGUGGGCCUCCCCUUCCAUCCCUAGGUUGCUGUCAAAAAAUUCACCGAUCGGUGUAACUUUAAACCAUCAGGAGGCAUCUUGGGUUACGUCAGCGCCACCGUUGGGUUUUACAUUGGGAUCCUUAUUGACCCCCGUUAUCCUAGAUGUGAUCGGACCGAAAAGGUCUCUUUUACUUGCGGCAUUGCCUCUUACAAUAGCUUGGUUUGGAACUGCGUUCUCUAAAUCUGCUGUUUUACUAAUAUUGAUGCGAUUUAUAGCAGGUUUAGCAGAUGGUGGAAUUCUUACUGCAUCUUUAAAGAUUCUUCCACUGUACGUCGGUGAGGUUUCGGACAAAGACAUCAGGGGAAAACUGAUCACGUUUCACACAAUCGUCGCCUGCAUGGGAAGCUUAUUCGUGCUUUCAAUUGGACCGUUUAUACAGUACCAGACUUUGGCGUUAACGUGCGGUAUAUUUCCACUAAUUUUUGUAGCUAUAUUCUAUUUUAUGCCCGAUUCGCCGUACUUUCUGAUCAAGAAGGGAAAACUUGUGGAGGGAAAGCGUUCUUUGAGGCGACUCCUGGCCGUUAACGCGAGCCAGAAUGCAAUUGAAGCUCGAUUAAAUGAAAUAGAACAGACGAUAGCUAAAAGUAUUGGUACUCGUAGAAAAGUUAACUUGUGGCACAUUCUCUCCGAGAGACAUUUCCGAAUAGCGUUGUUCUUCAGUUUGAAUUUAAAGCUGAUCUUCGGAGUUAGCGGAUGGACGACUAUUAAGGCUUUCCUGCAAACAAUAAUUGGUGCAGCUGCAAGUAGUAUAUCACCACAAAGCUCUAGCCUAAUACUUGGGAUUCUUCAGCUGCCAUCGGUAACUGUCGCAGCAUUCCUGGUUGACAAACUGGGCCGAAAAGCACUUUUGGUGGUAUCAUCAGUUGGUUGCGCAAUUACGAUGGGAAUAGUAGGGCUAUAUUUCUAUCUACAAGAUGUAGUGAAAGCGGAUUUGCAAAUGGUAUCAUGGUUACCAACCAUCUGCAUAGCACUGUAUUUGUCCUUUCUGCCAAUGGGCAUAUUUACAGUUUCCAGCGUAAUUCCGGGCGAAAUCUUUGCAGAUAAUGUUAAAAGUUUAUCCGCUGCCAUUAGCGUAACAUUUUCCGGAUCUUGGACGUUUUUGGUUUCGAAAUUUUUUUUACAAAUAUCGGAUGCGUGGGGAAUGUACGCGAUGUUCUGGAUUUUCAGUGCUGUGUGUUGCUAUGGUGCAUUGUUUGGUCUAUUUAUACUUCCGGAAACAAAGGGAAAAUCGUUUAUAGAGAUUCAAAACUCAUUAAAACAAAAAAGAUACUGUUAAAGUCUCAAGUGUAACACAUAUAUUCAAUA
Photinus pyralis (common eastern firefly) is the source of this 1532-nucleotide messenger RNA. Its product is annotated as facilitated trehalose transporter Tret1-like. Gene Ontology annotation, cellular component: membrane. Lineage: Eukaryota; Metazoa; Arthropoda; Insecta; Coleoptera; Lampyridae. The coding region runs from base 88 to 1503 and encodes 471 amino acids. Gene Ontology annotation, molecular function: transmembrane transporter activity. The record is from RefSeq and is a predicted model, not a curated record. The transcript is spliced from 6 exons. Gene Ontology annotation, biological process: transmembrane transport.